AUGGAAUUUUUAUCUCAAUCAAUUUCAUUUUUUGGUUUUAAAAAAGGUCCACAGAUAUGUAUUGAUUACUCAAAUGGCCAAUUUAAUUCAAAUAUAAAAGAUAUUCAUUUUGAAAAUAUAAUUUUAGAAAAAUUUUCUCAUCGUGGACUUAAUGAAAGAGGUUUACAUACAAAAUCAAUAUUAAUAUUAGAUAAAAAUAAUCAAAUAUCAAUUCCAUUAUACGCACGAAGAGGUUGGAGAAGUUUAAUAGGUUUAUCAAAAUCAAAUCUUUGGAAAUUAGUUAUUCCAUUAGAAUAUUUUCAAAAUGAUAAUUAUCAAAUUCAAUUGAUUUUAGAAAAACUUUUUCAAAACAAAUUUCGACAUAAUGUUUAUGUUUAUGAAACUAAACUAGAAAUUUUUAUUACAAAUACUUUUUCUAAUCGAACAAAAUUUAAAUUUAUUUUUAAAAUUAAAUCAAUAUAA
Messenger RNA from Adineta steineri, 462 nucleotides. NCBI's taxonomy places the organism in Eukaryota, Metazoa, Rotifera, Eurotatoria, Adinetida, Adinetidae. The record is from the annotation of a GenBank genome assembly.